Telopea speciosissima is the source of this 378-nucleotide messenger RNA. RefSeq lists its product as uncharacterized. The record is from RefSeq and is a predicted model, not a curated record. The transcript has a single exon. NCBI's taxonomy places the organism in Eukaryota, Viridiplantae, Streptophyta, Magnoliopsida, Proteales, Proteaceae. Bases 1 to 378 code for a protein of 125 amino acids.
AUGGCGAAGACUUUGAGGAUAAAGUAUAAACAUCUGAAAUUUGGGGUGUGUGAUGGCGAAGACUUUGAAGAUAAACAUCAGUACAAAAGACUUGUUGAAAAACUUAUUUAUCUGACUGUCACUUGUCCUGAUAUUUCUUUUGCUGUUGGAGUCAUCAGUCCAUUUAUGGAGAAUCCUAAAUGUGCUCAUUGGGAUGCUUAUCGCAUUUUGAGGUAUCUUAAGGGUGCUCCUGGCAAAGGUCUUCUUUAUCAUCGCCAUGGUCAAACUAAUGUUGUGGGUUAUUGGGAUGCUGAUUGGGCUGGUGCUACAAAUGAUCGUCGAUCAACUCCUGGAUAUUGUACAUUUGGUGGUGGUAUUCUUGUAUCUAGGAGGAGUUAA